UAUUCAUUAGAAAUCAUUACGCAAUCUCUAUGCAAUUUUACUUAUAACUUCUUAAUCAUAAACAUAUUAGUAAUCAGUUGGCAAUCAUAUCAAUAUAAAUUAUUAUUUUUAAAUAAAAACGCUAAAUAAUAGUCACAAUUUUAUUGUUUAAAUUGUAAUUGUUUAAAUUCAUAUAAACUGACCAAAAAAAUCAUAUUUAGCCAACAGACCGGUACAUAUUAGUUUAUUAUGGACAAUGCAAUGCCCAUGGGAACCUAAGGCCAGAAGUGACCAGGGUUGGAUUGAUAGACAUAACUGGCUCAUCGCACAGACUGUCCAACAUAGAGCUGAUGCACAUAUCAUAUUCGUGGGCGACUCCAUCACCCAGUUCUGGGAGAAUGUGGGACGGGUGACCUGGGACAUAUAUUACGCGCACAGGCAUGCCUACAAUUACGGCAUAGGAGGGGACAGGACUGAGAACAUGAUCUACAGAAUAAGAAAUAAGGAGUUCGACGGACUCCACCCUAAAGUGGCUGUCCUUAUGAUCGGCACUAAUAAUAUCGGUUGGAAUAACACCGUCGAGGAUACUGUUCGUGGAGUAAAGCAAGUGUUGACUGAAUUGACUGCCAAACUGCCCGACACUAAAGUCAUACUCACCUCAAAUCUGAUCCGACCUGAACCUCAGGGCUCUAAAUGCAAACAAGUGACUGAACUUAUCCAGCAUUUUGCCGAUAAUAAGACCGUCUUCUAUGAGGACUUGUGGACUCCGUAUGUGUUUCCAAACGGCACACAAAAGUUUGAGCUCUUUGUCGAUGGACUACACCUCAGUCCGAAAGGUUAUGAGGUGUGGCAAAAGACUAUGGAACCUCUGCUUAACAAAUUAAGUCCAACCCUUUAAUUAAAUGUUUAUUUUGAUUGUAAAUAUUUAAAAUUGUUAAUUUGUAAUAAUGCAAAAUAAAUAAUUAUUUUUCACAUUCAAUG
Molecule: messenger RNA, 960 nt
Organism: Oppiella nova
Lineage: Eukaryota; Metazoa; Arthropoda; Arachnida; Sarcoptiformes; Oppiidae
Source: the annotation of a GenBank genome assembly